Messenger RNA from Lampris incognitus (smalleye Pacific opah), 648 nucleotides. Its product is annotated as transcription factor HES-5-like. Gene Ontology annotation, molecular function: protein dimerization activity; DNA-binding transcription factor activity, RNA polymerase II-specific; RNA polymerase II cis-regulatory region sequence-specific DNA binding. Gene Ontology annotation, biological process: anterior/posterior pattern specification; regulation of transcription by RNA polymerase II; regulation of neurogenesis. The transcript is spliced from 3 exons. Gene Ontology annotation, cellular component: nucleus. NCBI's taxonomy places the organism in Eukaryota, Metazoa, Chordata, Actinopteri, Lampriformes, Lampridae. The record is from RefSeq and is a predicted model, not a curated record. The coding region runs from base 1 to 648 and encodes 215 amino acids.
AUGGCUCCUACUCACACUAGAGACUCCACCUGCUCAGUGCUCUCCUCCAAAGACAGACACAAAUUGAGAAAACCGGCGGUCGAGAAGUUGCGCAGGGACCGCAUCAACAGCUGCAUCGAGCAGCUGAAGACCCUGCUGGAGAAAGAGUUUCAUAAGCAGGACCCCAACGCCAAGCUGGAGAAGGCUGACGUGCUGGAGAUGACGGUGGUGUUUCUGAAGCAGCAGCUGCAGCCUCAGAGCCCGGCUGCUCAGAAGGCUCACAGUGAAGGAUACUCCCGCUGCUGGACAGAGACCCUGCACUUCCUGUCCGCCAACCCGCUGAAGGAUGUGACCUUCGAGCCACUCCAGUACCUCCAUGCUGCCCAGAGAGCUGGCCGGGAUGUCUGCUCCCCCUCUCCCCUCUCCCCCUCCCAGCUCCACAGCCACAGCCUGGUGAAACACGCUCCCAGCGGCGGCAGACUGGGACAAAGGAAGUGUGCCAUGCUAAAUCAUCCACCUCCCCAUCCCCCCACCCCCACCCCAGCCCUAGCCACGAUGGUGAGAAUCCCCCCUGACCCCAUUGCUGCUGCUAGUGCCCCAAACCCCCACCCACCCCUCCGGUACAAAUCUCUAUCUGCAUUUGGAGGGAAAACAGGGCGGGCCAUUUAA